Protomyces lactucae-debilis is the source of this 555-nucleotide messenger RNA. Its product is annotated as putative IMP3-component of the U3 small nucleolar ribonucleoprotein. The record is from RefSeq and is a predicted model, not a curated record. The coding region runs from base 1 to 555 and encodes 184 amino acids. Gene Ontology annotation, cellular component: small ribosomal subunit; Mpp10 complex; small-subunit processome. Gene Ontology annotation, molecular function: rRNA binding; snoRNA binding; structural constituent of ribosome. Gene Ontology annotation, biological process: rRNA processing. The transcript has a single exon. Lineage: Eukaryota; Fungi; Ascomycota; Taphrinomycetes; Taphrinales; Protomycetaceae.
AUGAGAGAACUCAAGCAUCACGAACGAAAGCUGCUGAAGAAAGUCGAUCUCUUCACCUACAAGUCCGAACAGAACCACAGAGACUUGCAAGUCAUCAGGCGCUACCAUAUUCAGAAUCGGGAAGAGUACUUUCAGUACAACAAGCUUUGCGGUGCUCUGAAGCAUCUCGCGCACAAGCUAGCGGAUCUACCACCGGAGAAUACCUUUCGAAAGAAGCACGAACGACUGCUUCUCGACAAAGUCUUCUCGCUUGGCCUUGUCCCGUCCGCAACGAAACUCUCAGAGAUUCAGAACAAGAUCACAGUCUCUGCCUUCUGUCGUCGUCGGCUAGCUAUUACUCUUUGUCGACUUAAAAUGGCGGAGACUGUGCGCAUCGCCAUCACCUAUAUUGAGCAAGGGCACGUUCGCGUGGGUCCAGAGACUGUGACAGAUCCAGCAUAUCUUGUCUCUCGCAACCUUGAAGAUUACGUUACAUGGGUUGACAGCAGCAAAAUCAAGCGGACCAUUGCCAAGUAUAACGAUAAGCUCGACGAUUUUGAUUUGCUGCAGGUGUAA